Molecule: messenger RNA, 447 nt
Organism: Haliotis rubra (blacklip abalone)
Lineage: Eukaryota; Metazoa; Mollusca; Gastropoda; Lepetellida; Haliotidae
Exons: 3
Coding region: 122-439 (105 amino acids)
Source: RefSeq, a predicted model, not a curated record
GAAAUAUGCCGCCGAACGAAGCUAGUGUGAACAAAAGGAGUGGAAUGCACAUGAACUUUGUUCAUAAUGACCAAAUUUGGAAGGAUCAUGUUCGCCAUGAAACCAGCUCCCAGCUCAGGAAAUGGCCAGAGAGAGAUGGGGGUACCUCGUACAGGAGUACGACACGAUGACCAGUGUCCUGGAGGGGAAGCCCCCUAAACCUGGCCACUCCAUCUAUGGCGCCCAACCACAGGCAAAACAAGGAGAUAUCCGGCUUCCACCAAUCAAACCCUUCAAAACAACCAGAGAUACUUCCUUCCCCUUGACAACAGCCCGUGAGAUUGGCUGGAAGGCAGCUGGGCCAGUAAAAGACCCCCUGUGUAACAAGUGGGCACCUCGGGCCCGAGGUCAGUUUGGCAUCCUGAAACUGCUGAAAUGGCCGGCUGAGGCUGCUCCUUAAGUCUGGGA